CGGAGUUCCUCCCAGUCCGAGAGCCAGCGGUGCGGAGAGCGCGAGGAGAGUAAACAACGUAAAUAAACCAAAAACAAACAUCUAAAGAAGAAGAAAACAUGGUGGCCAAGCAGAGGAUCCGCAUGGCGAACGAGAAGCACAGCAAGAACAUCACACAGCGGGGGAACGUGGCCAAGUCCACGAGGAACCUGGUGGAGGAGAAGGGAGUGGGCCCAUGGCUGCUGGCCCUCUUCAUCUUUGUUGUCUGUGGAUCAGCCAUCUUCCAGAUCAUCCAGAGCAUCAGAAUGGGCAUGUAGAGUGACAUCAUCAGCCGGGGGCGGGGCCUGAACUGAGAAAGCAUGACAUCAUCAGACAGCUGAGUUCCUGAAGCAGAGCAACAAAAACAUUCCUGAGAUUUGACAUCACUCUGACGACUCAAAGAAACCCCGCCCACCCUCAUCUAGCCCCGCCCUUCAGCAUUAUCCCCGCCCCCAGAGACUCGGGCUAUUAUUUGUGUUGCUGCUUGCUGACUUUCCCACAGAACUUCACCCUGUGCCUUCCUCUGUUUACCUGGACUGUAGCCCUGCCCCCUCUGGGUACACCUUAACCUGAAUAGGGGGGUGGAAGUCCAGAUACAAUCUGUCUCCCUGACAGGAAGUGACCUUUUGAAUCAGAAGGUGUAAAGGUGCCGACAGGUGAGGCUGCACCGUGUGCAGCUGCACCUGAACAUUCCUGAUCCACCAAUAAAAUUUCACUCUAAAUAUCAA
This is a messenger RNA of Girardinichthys multiradiatus, 746 nucleotides long. It is a transcript of the gene serp1, whose product is annotated as stress-associated endoplasmic reticulum protein 1. The record is from RefSeq and is a predicted model, not a curated record. Gene Ontology annotation, cellular component: endoplasmic reticulum. Bases 99 to 296 code for a protein of 65 amino acids. Gene Ontology annotation, biological process: endoplasmic reticulum unfolded protein response. The transcript is spliced from 3 exons. NCBI's taxonomy places the organism in Eukaryota, Metazoa, Chordata, Actinopteri, Cyprinodontiformes, Goodeidae.